Messenger RNA from Apus apus (common swift), 1026 nucleotides. RefSeq names its product eukaryotic translation initiation factor 6 (gene EIF6). NCBI's taxonomy places the organism in Eukaryota, Metazoa, Chordata, Aves, Apodiformes, Apodidae. Gene Ontology annotation, biological process: cytosolic ribosome assembly; ribosomal subunit export from nucleus; assembly of large subunit precursor of preribosome. The transcript has 6 exons. Bases 74 to 811 code for a protein of 245 amino acids. Gene Ontology annotation, molecular function: ribosomal large subunit binding. Gene Ontology annotation, cellular component: cytosol; preribosome, large subunit precursor; nucleolus. The record is from RefSeq and is a predicted model, not a curated record.
GCCUCGUGCGCGGGUGGGGCUGCCGGUGCCGCCGCGGCCCGUUCCCGCUGCCGCUCCUCCCCCGCUGCCCGCCAUGGCUGUCCGCGCCAGCUUCGAGAACAACAACGAGCUGGGCUGCUUCGCCAAGCUGACCAACGCCUACUGCCUCGUGGCCAUCGGCGGCUCCGAGAACUUCUACAGCGUCUUCGAGGGGGAGCUGUUCGGGACCAUCCCGGUGGUGCACGCCUCCAUCGCCGGCUGCCGCAUCAUCGGCAGGAUGUGUGUGGGAAACAGGCACGGGCUGCUGGUGCCCAGCAGCACCACAGACCAGGAGCUGCAGCACAUCAGGAACAGCCUCCCCGACUCGGUGCGCAUCCAGCGGGUGGAGGAGCGGCUGUCGGCCCUGGGCAACGUCACCGCCUGCAACGACUACGUGGCCCUGGUGCACCCAGACCUCGACAGGGAGACAGAAGAGAUCUUGGCAGAUGUCCUGAAGGUUGAGGUUUUCAGACAAACGGUAGCAGAUCAGGUGCUGGUAGGAAGUUACUGUGUUUUUAGUAACCAGGGAGGAAUUGUGCAUCCCAAGACAUCAAUUGAUGACCAGGAUGAGCUGUCUUCUCUGCUCCAGGUCCCACUCGUGGCCGGGACGGUGAACCGCGGCAGCGAGGUGAUCGCGGCGGGGAUGGUGGUGAACGACUGGUGCGCCUUCUGCGGGCUGGACACCACCAGCACGGAGCUCUCUGUCAUCGAGAGCAUCUUCAAGCUGAACGAGGCUCAGCCCAGCACCAUUGCCACCAACAUGAGAGACUCCUUGAUUGACAGCUUGACAUGAGCAGUGUUGGUCCCUGCUUCCCAGAAAGCUCCUAAGGAGCAAGAUGUCAAGAUGCACUUUGGAUCUCAGACACCCAGACCUUCUGAUGUUUCUGCAGGCCUAGCCCAAGGCUUCAAAACCCACUUUUUGUAGUGAUUUGUAAGCUAAGUGUUAUUCCAGAACCUGACAACUCGUGUACGCGAAUUACAAACAAGGAAUGCUCUCUCUGCCCUUGC